Lagopus muta (rock ptarmigan) is the source of this 2447-nucleotide messenger RNA. It is a transcript of the gene CCR9, whose product is annotated as C-C motif chemokine receptor 9. The transcript is spliced from 2 exons. Gene Ontology annotation, cellular component: membrane. Lineage: Eukaryota; Metazoa; Chordata; Aves; Galliformes; Phasianidae. The coding region runs from base 42 to 1223 and encodes 393 amino acids. Gene Ontology annotation, biological process: immune response; chemotaxis; G protein-coupled receptor signaling pathway. The record is from RefSeq and is a predicted model, not a curated record. Gene Ontology annotation, molecular function: scavenger receptor activity; chemokine receptor activity; chemokine binding.
GAGUGCAGUAUCUCCUUCAAGACAAGGAAAAAAUCGAGUAGAUGGCACUUGCAAGCACAGUUCCCCACACUGGCAAGACCAGCCUGGAUUACUACAGGAAUGACAGCGCAGGGCUGUCUGUCAUUGGGAACCCCGCCAACGACACAGAGCUCAUGUGUGACAGGAGGCAGGUCUGGCAGUUUGCUCGAGCUUUCUUGCCCGUGUUUUUCUGGCUCAUCUUCUUUGUGGGCACGGUGGGAAAUGCCUUGGUCGUUCUCAUCUACUGCAAAUACCGCUUCAGGAGGAGCAUGAUGGACCGCUACCUGCUGCACUUAGCUGUUGCAGAUCUGCUCCUCCUUUUCACCCUCCCUUUCUGGGCCACGGCUGCCUCCAGUGGAUGGAUCUUCAGAAAUUUCAUGUGCAAAGUCGUCAAUAGCAUGUAUAAGAUCAACUUCUACAGCUGCAUCUUGUUUCUAACAUGCAUCAGUUUUGACAGGUACAUCACCAUUGUUCAAGCAACAAAAGCUAAAUCUUCCAAGCAAAGGCGGAUCCUGCGCAGCAAACUCGUGUGCUUGGCUGUCUGGCUGGCAUCUGUCAGCCUGUGCCUCCCUGAGAUAAUGUACAGCCAGAGCAAGCAGAUCGGUGCUGUGACAGUGUGCAAAAUGGCGUACCCGCCCAACGUUGGCAUGGCCUUCAGAGUUGCCGUCCUGGCUCUGAAGGUCACUAUAGGCUUCUUCCUCCCGCUUCUGGUCAUGGUUAUUUGCUACACCCUGAUCAUUCACACCCUCCUCCAAGCCAAAAGAUGCCAAAAGCAGAAGUCAUUGAAGAUCAUCACCAUGAUCAUCACUGCCUUUCUUCUCUCUCAGUUCCCGUACAACAUUGUUUUGCUGAUCAAGACCAUCAACAUGUACACCGGGGCGGUGUACAGCUGCGAGACCAUCAACGGGCUGGACAUUGGGCUGCAGGUCACCCAGAGCAUCGCCUUUCUCCACAGCUGCCUCAACCCCUUCCUUUAUGUCUUUGCUGGGGAGCGUUUCAGGAUGGCACUGGCCAGAAUGGUGCGGAGCACUGGCCGCUACUGGUCUAGAGGCCAGGAGCAGUGCUCCUCCUUGGGUGACAGCCAGGAGCACAGCUCCAACUGGUCCUUUGCCAUGCUGGGGCGGCGGCGGGUGAGGAACUCACUCACCCUAAGCACCCAUUUGGCCUCCUCUGUUGUUCCUGCCUCAUGCCAAGUCUUUGUGUAAGCCAGUGUCUCCUGAGGGUUAUCAAGCAUGUCCUUUUAGACAUCACUCCUGCACCCCAAAGAUUGCCUUGGAGGAGGACUGGCCUCCUUGGUUGUGUCCAGGACUGAACUGGGACACCGAGGGCCCUACAUGUGCUUCCUUCGUGCCCUGCCAAGCCAGACCAGGCCUCGCUCACAUAGAGAAGUGAAACCUUCUGCACCAUGCAGCGAAAUUGGAGCCAGGCAUGUUGUGAGCCAAGCUGACAAGGAAUAAGAGCUAUCUCUGAGGCAGCUCUUAGAACCCAUCCAUUGCUCAAAACACAGCCCAAAUAGCAAGCCUCUCAGAAAAGCCAUGAACAUCAUUCAAGGAUGAACCACACUUCCAUCCAUGGGAAGUGGUGAGGAGGAGCUGGGCCCUUGCUGCAGGACGGCUCCAUGAGAACUCAAUUUUUGGCCAUUGCCUGGUUUCAGAAAGUGAAGGCUGCUCCCUGCACAAAUGGACACAAUGCUGCUUUGUGGGACAGUCAAAGGAAAGCUAAUAUUCUGUACUCACUACAGAAUUAAAUCCUUCUCCUGUAUUUUAGCUCUUUGGUGUAGGGUGAGAGCAGGUGCAAUGUAUUUGCUGCAGUUUGUAUUUCUCUGCAUUGACAAGCCACAAAUCGCAGUAAGGAUUCAAGGUCACUGGAUGCUCUGAGUUUUCUGUCCCCAAGCACUUAAACCCCAAACUGAUGAUUCAACAAGCCAUCAAUUAUGGCACCUUUGCAAAGACAGCAAAAGAUGUUUAACCCAGAACUGAUGAGACAGAGAGUCAUAAGAUCUCAAACCUAUCCUUAGCAACAUUUUGGUUGAGAUGCUCCUCUUAGGGCUGGUGGGGUACAAGAUGCAUUUAGGUGGGAGCUGCAGCAAACCUACCAGUUUCUUGGGAACUGCAGAUGGGCCAACACUGGCACCAUAAGGGUACGGGAGGUCUGCGGCACCGCAAGGCUCCCAGCAGUGCCAAUUCCCGCCCCAAGCACCCCAAGCUUAUGCUGCUUGUUUUAGUGCCCAGGAGGCUUUCUUGUAAAUAACCUAUUUUAAUAAUCUGCUUUGGCGUUAGGUGACUAUCACUCAUUAAAGCAUCUGAGUAAACACCAGUUUUCUGCAAGGCUUGGCACUGCUUUCCUAACUAACACAGUAAAUGUGGGUAGAUGGGGUUCUACUUUGACAUACAUGUUUUGAGUGUUUUUUAUUGUUCUUCAUUUUUGCC